AUGGAAAACAUUUCAGAUUUCCUCGACCACCUUUGCGAGGCGGAAGAGCAUCGAGUACAGCUUCUGUGGAAGAGGCUGCUCAAGGACAUCACCGAUGGUGUGGAACGAGGUCUCCCCGAGAUGGAGGGGGCAAAUAAGAUGCCUGACACUGUCGCAAAAGCAAGGGAUCAGUUUCGACUUGAUGCACGCUCACUUCCCACCACCUUGAACGACUUAUCGAUGGAAGACGUCUGUCAAGUCUAUCGGGAAGGAAGUGGGGGUCAGCCGAUGAGAGGGCUACAGUGUAACAACUGGCAGAACGCCAUCUUCCUGUUGGCGGAUGCUCAGGUGCUACAAGAUCCUGAUCUCAGCCUGGUCAAAGUUUUGGACGCGGACUACGACCCUGUUCGUGCUGUGCCCACAAAUCCACGGUAUGGUCCACAGCGAAAUUUUGAAUGGUUGACUAUCCCAACCACAGCCGUUUUGGACUUCUACAAUUAUGUGGACAUGCCCUUCACGUUUGACGAGCUUGAAGAUCUGGCUGGGAAAGAGAGACAUUGGGAUCCAUACGAACAGAAGUGA
Molecule: messenger RNA, 561 nt
Organism: Alternaria viburni
Lineage: Eukaryota; Fungi; Ascomycota; Dothideomycetes; Pleosporales; Pleosporaceae
Exons: 2
Coding region: 1-561 (186 amino acids)
Source: RefSeq, a predicted model, not a curated record